CGUGAGUCUUUCUCGUGGCAAUGAGAAAAAUUUGUCAAUUUGUGCAAUCAUGUUCUAUGAGUCCGAUCAGCACAGCUACUAUGACAGCAAUGAGUACAAUGAUGAUGAAAACUCAGAAAGUGAUAGAGAAGAAAUAGAAUCUGCAUUGUAUGCCCAAAUCCACUUCCACCAUGAGGAGGAGGAUAGAAACUGUUCCUUUAGAGGCUACGCCACAUCUAUCCAGACUCGGUGUCCUGAGUUAACCCCAGUCAAUGAUGAUCUGCAGGACACACUCCCUGAGUCUACAAUUACAAAGUCCGGAUCAUCUUCAACACCCAUAUGUAUACAGUCAUCACCAUCUACGAGUGCCGACAAUAUAGUGUUGUCUGAAGAAGAGAGUUUGCGUAAUUCAUCUGAUUGGUCUGACUCAGACAGUGAUUGUAUGAUCUUAGACGACCCUGUGUCUAACACUGGAGAUAUAAAGGUGCAUGUUAAGGAAAACCAACAGCCCAUUCUGCAAGCAAUGUCAGAUAAUGUUGCAUGGAAGAUCUCAGAAAUGGAUGAGACAUCAUACAACCACAAGUCUAACCCCACACCAAAUCGUUACUACAACCCCAUAACUGUACGAUGUCACAAUUGUAAGGAGAUGGGACACAUAUCAAAUGUUUGUCCCAAACCUAAGAAAGCAGAGAUUUGUCAUCUGUGUGGAAUGACUGGUCAUUUCUUCCGUAAGUGUCCUGAAGGAAUAUGUUAUAACUGUGAAUCACCAGGGCACAUCUCCCGUGACUGUCCUCAACCAUGCAAGCAGCGUGGGCAGAUCUGCUUUCGUUGCCUCAUGCCUGGCCACUCCAAAAAUGUAUGUCCAGACAUUUGGAGACAGUUCCAUGUGACAACAAGUGGUGGACCAGUGCAGAAAAUUAACAUGAAACCAAAUCCAAAAAGAUUUUGCAGUAACUGUGCCUCCAGAAAACACUUUGGUUUUGAAUGUGUAGAGAACCGGAUGGAGAGGCAUGAACAUGGGAAUUACCCAUUUAUAUCGACUUACACACAUAUAGAUGAAAGAUUCCCGAAAGGUAAACCUUCAAGGAUACAUCUAAAAAAACCAAACAAGGAAAGGAUAUCUGUGAACCAGGAAAAAUCAAAUUGGGAAGUUAUGAAAGCCAAUGGUACAUAUAAAGGGAAAAAAAGGAAGCGCACAGAGGAGUCCGGACAAAAAAAAGAAACAGUGCAACGAAAACAUAGGAAACGAGAAAGGAAACGAAACAGAGUGGAAGAUGCACAGCAGGAGCCAAAAACACAAAAGAAAAAGAAAAAUAAGCAAAAUCGUAGAAAUCAGGAUGCAAAGACCAGCAUUGUAGAAGGUGAGACAGAAAACCACACACAGACAAGCCAAGUGAAACAGAAGAACAUACUAAACCGAUUUAGCAAAGGAAAGAAGAACUAUGUUUCCAAAGAUAGUUGGCAGGCCUGUAACCCUCAGUAUGAAAAGGACAGGACAUGUUACAGUGAUCAGGGUUUUAAAGCAUCUUACAACAGAAAAAAUAACUUUAACAGGGGUUUCAAGACAUCAUUCAACCAAAACAUAAUACCUCAUCAGUAGGACUAGUCACAGUGUACGACUUGAGAUUGAAAACAGGAUUUCUUCAGGAAGGAUUCAGGUUGUCCAAACUACAACAUCAGACAUUAUCUUAAAUAUUUUAAUAUGUAUGAGUCACACAACCUACUACAUGUGUAUAAGUCACACAUCCUACUUCAUGUGUACAAGUCACACAACCUACUACAUGUGUACAAGUCACACAUCCUACUUCAUGUGUACAAGUCACACAUCCUACUACAUGUGUUCCAUUCACAUAACCUACUACAUGUGUAGAAGUCAAACAACCUGCUGCAUGUGUACAAGUCACACAUCCUGCUACAUGUGUACCAGUCAUACAACCUACUUCAUGUGUAAAAGUCACACAACCUACUUCAUGUGUACCAGUCACACAUCCUACUUCAUGUGUACAAGUCACACAUCCUGCUACAUGUGUACCAGUCAUACAACCUACUUCAUGUGUACCAGUCACACAACCACCUACAUGUGUACCAGUCACACAACUUACUACAACAGGUCUGAUUGUUGAAGCAGACGACAGGUCUGAUUGUCGAAGCAUUACUUUUAAAGACUUUAAAAAUGUGAAAAAAAUUCUAUCCUAAGGACUUAGCAAAGUGAGUUACAACUUUAUUUUGAUGGUUUUAUACAAAAUUAAAGAUUGUAUUAGCAGUCAUGGGACAUUUUGUUUAAUAAGAGAUGCAGAAAGUGUAUCCUUUAUAAGAAAUACAUGUGAUUUUGUAUUAAGUUAUUUAUUACUAAACCUUCCUCAUUUGUCUAGCUACAUGCAAUGUAGAGUUUAACUCUGUGAUCAGGUAUUGUCUGGUGAUAAUAUUUAUUGUAUGUCUGCACACUGAAUCUGGAUAUAGAGGGUAGUCACUUACAGGGUAUGUAAAAUGGCUACAUUCUGGGGCUCCACCUUCAUUUUAUAUGUAGGUAUCACAGGAUCAUGAUUGAAUAACAUGAGUGACACUAUGAUGGUAUUAAGUGUUAAAUAGAAAUAUCUAACUUAAUAUGGUGUUUAUUUGAAUAAAAGUAAGAAGUUUA
Messenger RNA from Ylistrum balloti, 2617 nucleotides. Its product is annotated as zinc finger CCHC domain-containing protein 7-like. The coding region runs from base 50 to 1579 and encodes 509 amino acids. The transcript has 10 exons. The record is from RefSeq and is a predicted model, not a curated record. Gene Ontology annotation, molecular function: zinc ion binding; nucleic acid binding. NCBI's taxonomy places the organism in Eukaryota, Metazoa, Mollusca, Bivalvia, Pectinida, Pectinidae.